This is a messenger RNA of Danaus chrysippus (African queen), 2088 nucleotides long. Lineage: Eukaryota; Metazoa; Arthropoda; Insecta; Lepidoptera; Nymphalidae. The record is from the annotation of a GenBank genome assembly.
AUGGUAGAUUAUUUUAUAGCGGCCACACCGGCUAGGGGUGGCGGGAGAAUUCGUUACAGGAAACGGGACUCUGAGGGGGAGGGGCGAGGGAGGGGGCGGGAGCGAGGGGGGACUGCGGCUAGGAGACCGCUGGAGCGACAGUGGCUCGUCGACCGCGGGAUAGGACGGACACUCAUCACUGAUAGUUUCAAAAUAAAUUCCGGCAACAACGCCACUAAACGCAAACAGGACGAAGCGUUGACUAAGAACUACAGGAUCAAAAUGAAUCCACACUCGUUGGACUUCAAGAAGUCACCGAUGUCACCUAUCAACACACCGAAACGACGGAUCCUCGGAGAGAUUCAGAGCUCACCGUUAUUCAAACCCAAAGACUCACCGACUAUUGAAAGGCUGAAGAAAACUCCCAUACAAUCACCUAGAUCGGAUAGAUCACCUUUGACGAGCAGAUUCAAUAGAUCGAAUAAAAUUACAAGGAUAUUCGAAGAGAGAUCUAAAUUCAAGAUGUCAAAUAAAGAAAAUUUCAGCGAGACCUUCAUUAAACUUGAUGUUGAGGAAGAAACUAGAUGUUCCUUUGAGAACUUUCCAUCUUGCUCGAAGACCAUGUCUCAUUGGUCAAUGGCUAAGUUGGAUUUCACCGAUGCUCUGCCGAACAAGUUCGAUACACCACAAAAAGAGAAUAUAUAUGUGCCCGAGAAAGAUGUUGAAUUAGAAACAGAUUUCGACACCUUACAUGAUUUAGAAGAGGAAUUUGACUCCCAGAACUUCGAUACAUGCACGAAAUAUGAAAUAAUAUCCACAGAAAGUCCGGAUAUAAUAUCAAACGGUCGUAGAAAUACUAGAAAGAUCACAUCGAGGAACUUCUGCUUCGGUGCACCGUUAUCAGACAAUGAGCAAUCAACAUCAUUCAACAAACCGAAUGAAAAAGCAACACGAAUGCUCAACUUUGAGGACGAGAGCUUCGAAUUUACAUCACCAGCGGCCAAAAGAACUAAUAUGUCAGUCAAAAAAUCAUUAAAAUUCAACGAAACACCUACAAAAAACUUAUUAAGACACGAAAAGAGUGAUUCAAGUAUCGGAUCUAUGUCUUCACCGGUAUCUACUAAACUAAGGAUAUAUCCUUCGGAAUCAACUACAUCUAUGGAAAGUGGAUUUAUAUCAGAAUUAGAAGAACCAUUCUUGGAUAUCGAUGAGAUAUCAAACUCACCGAAAAUGGCAAAUUUCAAUGAACUUAUAUCUGGAACUAUCAAAGAGAGCUUCGAAGUCAAAGAAUUUAACCUACGGAGACCGUUACAAAGAAGUUUAAGUUUCAAUCCGACUAAAGCAAAGGUUUCCUUAUUUUCUAUCGAUGAAAGUCCAAAAAAGAGUAACAAAAGGUGUGAUAGGGAAGAUGAUAUUGUUUGUAACAAGAGAAGGAAAUCUAAUUGUGAAGAACAAAAUGUAGAACAAAAGAUUCAACGACCAGUUUUACAGAGAGCCUUCUCGGAGAACAAUGCAUCUAUUAUGUCUGCGUUGGCAAGAUCUGUGGUCGAUCCAGAUUUAAUCGGUGACUUCUCCCAGCCCUUCGCACUCCCACUCACAAGCGGUGACCACACCGACCUCAAAUCAGUUUCAUGUGAAACAUUAGCAGCCUUGCUUCGAGGAGAAUAUGAUGAUAGCAUCGGUGAAUUUAAGGUAAUAGAUUGCCGUUAUCCAUAUGAGUAUGAAGGUGGCCACAUACUCGGAGCAUUGAAUCUAUACACACAAGAACAAAUCCUAUCUCUCAUGAACGAGCCGUUGAAAGCUAAAGGAACUAAACGGAAUAUUUUGGUCUUCCAUUGUGAAUUUUCUUUAGAGAGAGGACCUAAAUUAUCCAGAUUUCUCCGUUCAUCAGAUAGAGCUAAGAACAAAGAACAUUAUCCUUGCUUGGACUAUCCCGAGGUAUAUUUACUUCACGAGGGCUACAGAGCCUUCUAUCAACGCUUCCCGGAUAUGUGCACUCCGACCGGAUAUACCGCCAUGUUGGAUCCCCAGCACAGGCAUCUAUUGAGGAAGCACAGAUCCUUACAGCCAUCAACAUCCGGUCACAGGCGGAACCGUCUACUUCUAUAA